Messenger RNA from Trichoderma gamsii, 417 nucleotides. RefSeq lists its product as hypothetical. The record is from RefSeq and is a predicted model, not a curated record. Bases 1 to 417 code for a protein of 138 amino acids. The transcript has 2 exons. NCBI's taxonomy places the organism in Eukaryota, Fungi, Ascomycota, Sordariomycetes, Hypocreales, Hypocreaceae.
AUGGUCUCUGUUGCCAAGAAACAUCCGGACUUACCAAUCUUUGACUCUCCGAACUGGAACGCGGAUACACUCAGCAGUGUUAGAGUUAACAGGAUAAAACACUCGCAUCAGAAUGUCCGGUCUGCCACCCGGCCACGCCACGGACACACCAUCCUAGAGUCAAGAACGAAGAACAAGCAUAAGAUUUCUAAAAAGACGGUCAAGAUAGCGCCGAUCAUUCAAGUCGAAGAAUCGCCCAUGAUGGACGAUGGGGAUGCUCUCCCGCCAUUGUGGCCAAAAGCCGGCGAAGGCCUGUAUGCAAAACUUUCUCCAGAAGAUGAAGACCGAGCAUUUUUGCUGGACGAUAAUGACGAGGAGGCAUUUAGCCAUUUUGGCGUGGACAAAUUUGGCAAGCAAAUAGCGAUUCCUUUCUAUUAA